Opisthorchis viverrini is the source of this 1529-nucleotide messenger RNA. RefSeq lists its product as hypothetical. The transcript has 2 exons. The record is from RefSeq and is a predicted model, not a curated record. Bases 1 to 930 code for a protein of 309 amino acids. NCBI's taxonomy places the organism in Eukaryota, Metazoa, Platyhelminthes, Trematoda, Opisthorchiida, Opisthorchiidae.
AUGCGCAAAAUGAAUUUGGAUGCUGACAGUCUUAGGGCUGCUGGAUCCUCAAAUGUAUUCAUGUAUUCAUAUCCAUGCUCCAGUCGCCUGACCGAUUUAACAGUGGAUCAGGUAUCAUGCUUUGAGCUGUUAUUCCAAAUGGCACGCGCGCAACUUUCAGUCACUAUCGGUCUGCUCAUCUGUGCAAGUUCCUGUGCGGAUCAGUUGCAUGUUCCGACAUCUCCCAGCACACAAUCACCUUCCUCAAGCAUUGCUGCUGAAUCAAACCACAACAAAAACAGCUCCGUAACGGAACAAGUAAGCGUUGAAGAAACUGUCAGUAGCGUCCUCCAUCUAUGCCCGCCACUGUUUUAUGCGUGCUCGGAACUGCCGGCCUAUUGUCUAACGUGUGAUUUCAACACUUCCUGUGUGUAUGGUUCAAAUGUUACUGUCUCGUGCCGCCCCACCAUCGGAGUGCUUUGUCGGAUUCCCAAUUAUGCACCAAACUCCUCGUCUCCCAAUGCAGUCACCAUGGCUGUUGGGCAGCAUACAAACUACAGCAUGAUCAGAAACUUCAUCUGUCGUUAUUGUCACCAGCUGAAUGACACAGAAGUGUUCUGCAUAGGCCGCGGAAACUGUCGUCAAACCAAUGUUCCUCGAAGCUUCUAUGAGACUCUAUGCGAACCUCAUGCCCAUACACUUUGUUUAGGCAGGCGUGUUUUUCGUCGAAUGGCCACGUGCAACUGGUCCUCCGGCAAGAGCUAUUUGGUCACCGUACUUCUGAGUUUGUUUUUCGGAGGUUUCGGUGCAGACCGAUUCUAUUUGGGAAUGUGGAUGGAAGGUUUGGGCAAACUCUUCAGCUUUGGUGGACUUGGGAUCUGGAGUAUCGUAGAUUUCGUCUUAAUUUUGGCUGGUUAUGUUAAGCCACCUGACGAUGCAGUGUAUUGGUAGGCACAGUAAAGCUACGGGACAAUUUCCAAUUUUAUGCCGUACAUAGACAACUAUCACUUAUCUUUUCAGAUUCCUUUUUUCGGCAGUUUAUUUUCGUUUUCUAUGUUUUCUAUAAAUAAAUACAUCAGUAUUCCUGUUUUCAACGCACACUUCCCGCUUUUGAAGCAGGCUUCCCCGUUUUGGUGUAAACUAUUCUGAUUUGUUUUAUGCUACCAGUUUCGUUAUGGGGGGUUGUCUAACGAACUUGAACACAGUCUAAUUUACAGAAUAAGCAGUGUUCUGUAAGAAGGGUUGUUCGACUCGAAAUUUUCUUAUUUAAAAUGAGUCUGUUUCAGUUUUUUUUUCGGAUGAAAGGAGCGCAUUGCAUCUGUGAGAAUUCAUUUACCACCACCUUUAUCGGAUUCAGUCGCACUUCGUCGUAUUUGGUGCACAUUGACUAUGGCUUCCAAUUUAUAUGCUACCAUGUACCUGUGACCGCAACCCAACUGUUAGACCAAGCUGGUUUAAACUAACAGAAGGCUCAACUGUUAGGUGUCGAUCAAAGACGCGUGUAGAAAACGCCAUGGCAUCAGAAAAGUUGAAGGCUAUUUCCCUUGUCG